GGCACUGGGUCAAUGUAAAAGUGCAGAUGAGAUGAGUGCCUGCAAAACCCUUCUCUGCGCUUCACUCUCUUCCUCCUUCAUAUCUCUCCCCUCUCCGCCACCCACCGCCACCGUCCUUUCUCUCUCCUCGCUCCGCCGCCACCACCACCGCCUCACGUGGAGAUGUUGUCACACAUCAUCUCAAACCGUCCCUGCUUCCGAUUCCUCCUCAACCGAAGAUGAAGAACCAGAAGAACCCCAAUUGCAGCACCUCCUCUCCACCGCCGAGGGAGUCUCCUCGCUCAUGAAAAUGGACCGCAAGCCUCUUCUCCUCCCUCACAAGCCUCACCCUCGCUGGUUCCCUUACCUCGACCGCUUCCGCUGCGGCGACGGUUCGACCCUCACCAGCACUGAGGUCAUCGAUGCUCUCGCUCCGUGCAUCUCUGAGCCGCGGAGGCUCAGGUUCGGGAAUGCUGUUGGGAACCGGAGCUACUCUCUCUGCCUUGUGGUGGAAGGGCUUCGAGACUUCGGCAAUGUCUCCGCUUCGUUCCGCUCUGCUGAUGCUCUUGGGGUUCAGUCCGUUCAUGUUGUGUCUUCUGACGCCAACAAAAGGUAUAAAGAUAAUCGCCAUGUGAGCAUGGGUGCGGAGAAAUGGUUGGAUAUUGAACUGUGGGACUCUCCAAAGGGUUGUUUUGAUAUAUUGAAGUCACGUGGUUACCAAAUUGCCACAACUCAUUUGGGAACGGAUGCGGUUUCUAUUUAUGAAUUAGACUGGUCCCGUCCAACUGCAAUAGUAGUCGGGAAUGAAAAUAGGGGUAUUAGUGAUGAGGCUCUGGAAUUGUCAGAUUUACAUUGCAGUAUUCCAAUGAAUGGGAUGGUGGAUUCUUUCAAUGUUUCAGUUGCAGCAGGAAUCCUCAUGCACCAUGCUGUUUGUGAUAGAAUAUCUCGCACGGGUCGUCAUGGUGAUCUGACAGAAGAAGAAAGACAAAUUCUGCUUGCAGAGUUCUUGCUGCGCCAUAGCAAGAGUGCCAUUAAUGUUGUUGAAGGUUAUGCCAAACGCAAGGCAGCAACUUUGACCUAAUAGCCAUGACAAGAAGUUAAAUUUCUGCAUGUUUGAAUGUUCUUGACAAGGAUACGGCAUGAAACUAGAUCGCAUCUGGUGACUGAUUAUUCAUACAAACUAGGGAAGCAAAUGCUGCUACAUUGCAUUAGCUUAACCUUUGCGCACGAGGCUUUAUAGACAAACAGUUGGGAUCCUACCAUAGAAUACCAAGCUCCUGCUUUGACUGUAGAAUAGCCCAAUUUAUUUAUAAAUUGAGAAUGAUUUCAUAAGAAGUGCAAAUUUUUGUUUAGUUUCUGGGUAUAACUGAUUGUAAAAGACAAGGAUUUUAGUGCUUGUCCUAGUCUGAAACAUUUUGACACUAGCUAGAUGAAAAUGUAUUUUUUUUCCCAAAGAAACAUGUUGAGUUCAUCAGUAAGAAUCCAGCAAUUUUGAUUCUUGUA
Molecule: messenger RNA, 1482 nt
Organism: Lotus japonicus
Lineage: Eukaryota; Viridiplantae; Streptophyta; Magnoliopsida; Fabales; Fabaceae
Exons: 5
Coding region: 32-1060 (342 amino acids)
Biological process (GO): tRNA guanine ribose methylation
Molecular function (GO): RNA binding
Source: RefSeq, a predicted model, not a curated record